AUGGCACCACGUCAGCCGCUUCAUACAAGACAUAACCGUCGAUUCCUCCAGACCGACAGCUUUUUGCAGGGAAAUACGGCAGAUUACCUGGACGACAUGUACGCAGCAUGGAAAAAAGAUCCUUCUUCUGUCGAUGUAUCAUGGGAAAUAUAUUUCGAUGCUAUCGAGAACGGGAAGCAACCACCUGAGCGCUUAUUCCAGCCCGCAGAGGAUUCUUCAUUUGCAUGGGGACCUGGAUCUUUCCCACUACUUCCGGGUUUGAACAGACCUUCCCAAGUCUCACCUACACUAUCGCAACCGAACGAUGAUCAGUCAAGGAUACAGCGUUUGAUUCGAGCCUUCCAAGGUUUUGGCUACCAACAAGCAAGAACCAACCCAUUGGAUACUCCGAUUGAAAGAUUUUCAGUGCCAGAACUCGAAUUAGGAUUUCAUGGCUUCACUGAAACGGAUUUGGAUCGAAAAUUUAGCCUUGGGCCCGAAGUUCUCCCUUACUUUGGGAGUUCCAAUGGGAGAUUCAUGACUCUUCGCGAAAUUGUUCAAGCGUGCGAAACGAUUUACUGUGGUUCAAUCGGAGCCGAGUACUUGCACGCUGCUACCCACGAAGAGAGAGAGUGGAUUCGCAAGAGAAUUGAAACUUCCGAACCAUACCGAUUUUCAAAGGAGGAGAAAAAGAUUAUACUUGAUCGACUAGUAUGGUCAACUAGUUUUGAGAAAUUUCUCGCUGCCAAGUUCCCAAACGCCAAGCGGUUCGGGCUCGAGGGUGUUGAGAGUCAGCUUCCAGCGGUGAAAGCAGUGAUUGAUGCAAGUGCAGAGCACGGUGUGCGCAACAUCAUCUAUCCCAGCUGCCACCGCGGAAAACUCAACAUUCUUAGCAAUCUGACACGGAAACCCAACGAGUUGAUCUUCAAGGAGUUUUUGGGUGAAUCGAAAUCUCGACCCGAUAUUCCUGGAGAUGUCAAAUAUCACCUUGGGAUGAACUAUGAACGUGAAACUCCUUCUGGGAAGAAGGUCAAUAUUUCAAUUUUGCCAAAUCCCUCUCAUUUGGAAUCACAAAAUCCUGUUGGCCAGGGCAUGGCUCGAGCGGUGCAGCAACAAAACGGAGAGGACCGAUCAUCUACCAUGGUCUUCAACAGUCAUACCGAUGCCUCUUUCUCCGGACAAGGCGUUAUCUAUGAGACCUUGGGAUUGUCGGGGCUGAAAUCCUAUGAAACCGGUGGAACAAUCCAUUUAAUUGUCAACAAUCAAGUUGGCUUUACUACAGACCCCGAGUCUGCUCGAACAUCGUCUUCUGUAUCCGAUAUCGCGAAGACCAUCAAUGCACCUGUUUUUCAUGUCAAUUCAGAUGAUGUCGAGGCAGUGGUGUUUGUAUGCAAGCUAGCAGCGGAUUAUCGAGCGAAGUUCGCGAAAGACGUUUGGAUUGAUAUGAUCUGUUACCGGAAAAAUGGACACAAUGAGAUGGACCAGCCAUUCUUUACUCAGCCUUUAAUGUAUGAAAAGAUUGCAAAGAAGAUCCCGCAGCUACAGCUUUAUGCCGACAAAUUGACGCGGGAAGGAGUGGUUUCCCGCGAGGAAGUUGUGCAGAUGGAAUCAGAGGUGUGGAAGAAACUAAGUGAAAGUCUCGAAAACUGCAAGGAUUCGCAGCCUCCUGACCGUGAAUAUCUCACUGAACCAUGGAAAGAUAUGAAAAGGCCAGAGGAUAUCGCUCGAAACAUCUACCCUGCAAAGCAGACCUCGAUCACUCAGGAUGUAGUCAAUACAGUGGCAAAUAAAAUGGGUAUUCCAGAUAAGCCGUUCAGCGUGCACAAGAGCUUGAACAGAAUCUUGCAGAAGAGACAGGAGAGCUUUUCAGAUGGUCAGGGAAUCGAUUGGGCCACAGCAGAGGCUCUGGCGAUGGGGAGUCUAUGCCUAGAAGGUCACCAUGUGCGUGUUUCAGGUCAGGAUGUGGAGCGAGGCACCUUCUCUCAGCGCCAUGCAGUGCUGCAUGAUCAAAAUGAUGGGUCAAAAUAUAUCCCUCUUGACUCUCUCACCGCCGAUCAAGCUCGAUUCACGAUUGGAAACUCUUCCUUAAGUGAGUACGGCGUCAUGGGAUUUGACUAUGGAUAUUCUUGCAUGCAUCCCAACGCACUAGUAAUGUGGGAGGCCCAGUUUGGGGACUUUGCCAACAACGCUCAGUGUGUCAUUGACCAGUUCAUUGCAUCUGGCGAGGACAAGUGGUUACUACGAUCCGGUCUUGUUCUGUCCCUGCCUCAUGGAUUCGAUGGCCAAGGAUCUGAGCAUUCUUCUGCCCGCAUGGAAAGGUUCCUCCAAUUAUGUAAUGAAGACGCUCGCUAUUUCCCGUCACAGGAAAAGCUAGAGAGGCAGCACCAAGAUGCCAAUGUACAAAUUGUUUGCAUGACGACUCCUGCAAACUUAUUCCACGUUUUGAGGCGCCAGCUAUCACUAAUUAUAUUUUUCUCCAAAUCUCUUCUUCGUCACCCGAUGGCCAAGUCCAACCUUAAAGAUUUUAUGGGAGAAUCAAAGUUCCAACCUUUGAUCUCAGAUCUGAGCCACCGGAUUUCUGUUGCUGAGCGAUCCAAUAUCAAGCGAGUCAUCUACUGCACAGGGCAAGUUUACACAGCACUUGAAAGAUAUCGUGAAACACACAACAUCACCGACACAGCCAUUAUUCGUAUCGAGCAACUUCAUCCGUUCCCUUGGCAGCAGGUCAAAGACAGCCUCAGCCAAUACCCCAGCGCCUCGGAUAUAGUCUGGUGUCAAGAAGAGUCCCUCAAUGACGGCCCGUGGGCAUUUGCCCGCGCUCGACUAGAGACUAUCUUUGAUACAACCGAGCACCACAAGGGCCGGCGAUUGAGGUUUGCAGGGCGGGAGGCGACAGCUAGUGUCGCCACCGGUUUUGUGAAGGAACAUCAUGCUCAAGAAAAAGCUUUGUUGACAGAUGCUUUUGGUCAUGAUGAAACUCAAGCUAGUGCCGCUUAA
This is a messenger RNA of Penicillium soppii, 2976 nucleotides long. RefSeq names its product 2-oxoglutarate dehydrogenase family protein. Gene Ontology annotation, cellular component: mitochondrion; oxoglutarate dehydrogenase complex. Bases 1 to 2976 code for a protein of 991 amino acids. Gene Ontology annotation, molecular function: thiamine pyrophosphate binding; oxoglutarate dehydrogenase (succinyl-transferring) activity. Gene Ontology annotation, biological process: tricarboxylic acid cycle. The record is from RefSeq and is a predicted model, not a curated record. The transcript is spliced from 3 exons. Lineage: Eukaryota; Fungi; Ascomycota; Eurotiomycetes; Eurotiales; Aspergillaceae.